Messenger RNA from Symbiodinium necroappetens, 471 nucleotides. The record is from the annotation of a GenBank genome assembly. Lineage: Eukaryota; Dinophyceae; Suessiales; Symbiodiniaceae.
AUGCCAGGGUCGCUGCUGGGUAAUCUCUUCGGUUUGAGGCAAGCUACCCUCCACUUCGCACAGCUGGUAUGCCGACACAAGGAUCCAAAGGGAGCGGCAGAGGCAGGCGACAGCCAUCCCAUGCACUCGGACGAUGGUUGCAAAUACCAGGAGGGAACUGGCAAGUUGCGUUGCAUCUUUGAUCCGUUUUGUUCUCCUCUGAUGAACUUAAUGAUUACAGUGGCCGUGCUCCAGGAGCCAGCCGACGACGUGAGCGAGUCUUGCAUCGCCUCGGAGACUGGGGACCCACGCACGCAUGCGGCGUAUCUCUAUCUGCAUGGACCGGAAGGAGGGGACUUUCGAGGAGGUGAUUUCUUCUUUGCCAGCCAAAGCCAAGAGCGAGUUCGGCUACGACCUGCAACAGGUCGUAUGGUAGCAAUUGCUGCGAGCAGCAGCAAUCUGCAUGGUGUGGAGCACCUGGAGGUGCACCCU